GAUUUAUCCCCGUCCAGACGAGGCCUCGUCAGGUUUUGCCACGUAAGCGAAUCACUGGCUUCCGUCUUGCCGCCGGUGGGGUGCGCGCCGCCGCCGGCGAGGACGAGGGGAAGCAUGGCGGGCGGAGACCGAUGCGGCCUAGCGCCCUGGUGGUACUGGUACUCUAUGGAGUGGAGCACCUCGGCGAUUGAGGAGCUCCCUGAGCACUUGCCCACGCGCCGCUACCCGUCGCCGCAUCUCGGCGUCUAGCUGCUGGCGCAGCGAUGGCGCGCGCGGCGGUCGGCCAGAGCUAGAUCGGCGGAGCCUCCUCCAUCUGUGCUCACCAGCUGCAGGACGCGUGGUAUGCGCCAUGAAGUGGGCAAAGACCGCGGGGAGCGACGCAGCAGAGGUGUUCGGAGAAAUGUCGCACUGGCAGUCGGCAGAGACGCGGACGCGGUCGUCGGUCUAGUCCAAGAAAAGGAUCCCGCACCUCAACUGCUCAUCAUACUGGUCAGCUUCUCCGCAAAACGAAACAAACCUUCAUCCACCGUUCUUUUCAUCCAACCUCUGGAGGUCCAGGCAAUGUCUCUACCUCGGCAUCACAAUUGGGAGGAGAAUGAUGAUGGGGCCGAAGGAUUGCGCCGAUCACCUCCGGGAAAGCGACCCCGGUGCUCCUGCAGAUUUGAUGACAGGCAGAUGGAGAUGCUUGAGGAGAUGCGAAGAAUGCUGAAGGGGCAAAACGAGAAGAUUGAAUCCAUGUAUAGGGAGAAUCAAGAACUCAGAGAAAAGGUUUCCUUCCUAACAGCGGAUAUAACCAGACUUGGUGGUUACCUUCAGCAAUCCCCUGCCCCUAGGAUGUUAUCUGAUCAGAAUAGCAGUAUGCAACUUCGAUUGCAAUUUGUGAAUUCAUGCAGUAACAGUAAGUACUCAACACGUAAAAUUGAAGCAGAUGACGAGACCCCCCUUAAGGUAGCCAUAUACGAUCAUAACAACGAGAUCAUGACUUGUGAACCAUUUUCUUCAAUGAGAGUUCACAUUGUAGCAAUUCAUGGUGACUUUGACGAUGAUCAUAAAGGCCACUGGACUGAAGAACACUUUCGUAGUAAAAUAGUAACUGGACGACCUGGAAAAGAACAUUUAUUAUCUGGGAAGCUGUAUUUUAGGCUGCAAGGUGGUGUGGGUUAUCUAAACAGUGCCAAAUUCCAAGACAAUUCCAGUUUUGUUCCAAGCAAAAGAUUGAAGUUGGGGGUCAUGGCUGCUGAUGAAAGAAUCUCUCAAAGAAUUCAGGAAGGAAUAACUGAAUCUUUUGCUGUAAAGGAUGUUCGGGGAUACUCAACAAAAAAGAAUCUCAAUCCAUCCCCAUGCGAUCCUGUAUACAAACUGAAUAAAAUUGCAAUGAACGGAGAUAGACACAAGUUACUAGAGAAGAAUGGUAUCAAGACAGUGGGGGAUUUUUUGUCUUUCUAUGAUAGAAGUCCUGAAGAUCUGCGUAAAAUUUUGGGAAAGAUUUCUGACCAAGAUUGGGAAACAAUCAUUAGUCACGCUCAGAAAUGCACUCCAAGACCAGGAAUUUACUCUAGUUGCAUACAAGAGAGGAAUGGGUCUGACGAACAUCAGACAUUUUCUAAAAGCAAUGGCAGUUGUUACCUUAAGGGGUCAUGCUCAGAGCAACCAAGCUCUAUGCUGCGAAAACAACUUGAUGUCCAAGUAGUACGCCAGCAAACUUCUUCAGUGUGUAAUGGACUUCAAUCUGGUGCAUCACUAGGGAAUCUGCCAAGUAAGUCCAAGUUGCAACAAAGUACUUCGAACCAGAGCGUGACUCCCCGUGAACUUGAGAGCUUCCAAGUUGCCAAUGAGGAAGUUUUGUCCAUAAGAAAUGAGGCUUCGUCAGUUCCAUCCAUGGAUAAUAAUACCUUAGGAGGGUCUAGCACACAGCAACAGUGUUUUUUGGAACACAACACAACAUCUGAAUCUGAUGGGAAUUCAUUCUUACCUGGUAAUCCAUCCACGGACGACGCCGUCAGAGAUCAUCUAGCAGAGCUGGAAAAAGCUCUCCUUGAAGAUGAGUCAUGGGGUGACUUUGAUUUCAAUGAAGCUUGGGCAAAUCCCUACAGUGCAGUGGAGCAUAGCACGGGGCUUUCUUCUGUCAAUGGAGCACAUAAUAAUAAUAUUAACCACGGUGGACUUUCAGCUGCCAGUGAAGCAGGCAGUGUAAGCUAUGGCGGACUUUCACCACCUGUCAGUGAAGUAGGGAGUAGAAGGUAUAUGGGGUAUUCGCCUUCACCAGCCAGCAAACCCUGGAGCUGCAGGUUCAGGGGACUUUAGCCUGUCAGGGAGUCGAGCUAGCAGAAUUAAGAAUGCUCACCGCGAACAUGGAUUAAUUAACACCCGGCUAUUUGCUUCCUAGGCUCCUAGCUACGUGCAUUUUUUUUGCUAUGUAAAGUUGAUAAUGAGGAUUUACAUAUUCUUUCUUUUUUUUUGACGUGAUAUUCUUUCAUUUUGGUUAUGUCAAACUUCUUACAGAAAAUAAAUGGGCAUAGUCAUCCCUUGUUUCUUCUCUUUC
Oryza sativa Japonica Group (Japanese rice) is the source of this 2542-nucleotide messenger RNA. RefSeq lists its product as uncharacterized. Gene Ontology annotation, biological process: regulation of salicylic acid biosynthetic process. The record is from RefSeq and is a predicted model, not a curated record. Gene Ontology annotation, molecular function: calmodulin binding; sequence-specific DNA binding; DNA-binding transcription factor activity. Lineage: Eukaryota; Viridiplantae; Streptophyta; Magnoliopsida; Poales; Poaceae. Gene Ontology annotation, cellular component: nucleus.